CCUAUAAUUACUGUCUCUGUUUUCGAUUGACCGACACGCAAAAUGUCGUUCAAAAAGAAAAAAUUCACACUUCCUCCCAUCAUCAAAGCCCUUGAUAAACUUCCAUCACCGCCACCACAACCACCGCUUCCUCCUCUUCCAAAACCACCACCAACAACCCAUUUAGCCCCUCUCCCCACUCUCACUCUCACACCUACCUCCAACCACACAAACCUCCUCCACUUCCUCAACUCCCAUCUCACAAAGAUCCAACCUUUAACCCCUCAAAACCUCCUCCACUUCUUCAAAACCAAACUCCACCACCACCCACAUUUCUCUCACUAUGACUUUCAUAUUUUCAACUGGGUUUCUACUAUAGACUCUUUUAGUCAUGAUCAUCAAACUUUUGAAUGGAUGGCAAGGACUCUUGCUAUCACAAACAGGUUAGAGGAACUUGCUUUGCUUCUUCAAUUUAUGUCAUCAAAUCCUUGUCCUUGUAGUGAAGGUAUAUUUUCUUGUCCAAGAAUUGAGCCCAUAUUUCAGUUUUGUAUUAAUGCUUACUGUAAAGCUAGGAAAUUGGAUGAUGCUUUUUUAGCUUUUGAAUGUAUGAGGAAGUUGAUUGAUGGAAGGCCUAGUGUUGUUGUUUACAACAUUUUGAUUAAUGGGUGCGUGAAGUGUGGAGAACAUGAUAGGGCUAUUGGGGUUUAUGAUAGGAUGUUGAAGGAUAGAGUUAAGCCUGAUGUGUUUACUUUUAAUAUAUUGAUCAGUAGUUAUUGUAGGAAUUACAUGUUCGAAUUGGCUCUGGAAUUGUUUAGAGAAAUGAAAGAGAAAGGAUGUAGUCCUAAUGUGGUUAGUUUUAAUACUUUGAUUAAAGGGUUUUUUAGGGAGAGGAAAUUUGAGGAAGGGGUUAAGAUGGUGUAUGAGAUGAUUGAUUUGGGGUGUGAGAUAUCGAGUGUGACUUUUGAGAUUUUGGUUGAUGGACUUUGCAAGGAAGGGCAGGCUUCGGAGGCAUGUGGAUUGUUGAUUGAUUUUACGAGGAAAGGAGUUUUGCCAAGGAAGUUUGAUUCUUUUGGUCUUGUGGAUAUGCUUUGCAAGAAAAGAAUGGCGGAUAGAGCUUUGGAAGUGUUGGAUGAGUUGUGGAGGAAUGGAAAUAUUCCUAGCAUGAUUUCUUGUACCACUUUGAUAGAAGGUUUGAGAAAGUCUGGUAGAAGAGAGGAAGCGUUUGGAUUGAUGGAAAGGAUGUUGAAAGAGAAUAUUGUUCCUGAUAUUAUGACUUUUAAUUGCCUGCUUCAUGAUCUUUGCAAUGAGGGAAGAACAGUUGAUGGUAACAAAUUGAGAUUAUUGGCUUCUAGAAAGGGUUUGGAUGUAGAUGAGAUGACAUAUGACAUUUUGGUAUCUGGGUGUAUAAGAGAGGGUAAAAGAAAGGAAGGGGAAGCUUUGGUGGAUGAGAUGUUAGAUAAGGAAUUUAUACCUGAUCUUGCCACAUAUAAUAGGUUCAUAGAUGGGCUUUCUAAAACAAGAAGUUCUGCACAAUAGUGUAUUAAAUUUAUUCAUAGGUGAAAAUAUAGAGUUUGUACACUUUUAUUUGGAUGCCAACCAAUUUAUUUGAUCUAGCUGGGGCUUCUCUUGAUUUAGUAGAAAUGCUUUCUUCUAGGAAAUGUAUCUGGUUGUCAUAAUUUUUAUGGUUGGGUUUAGAGAUAGAGACAACGGGGAAGGAGGUGGGGUGAGGAAAUGGUGAAUCCAUUUACAGGCCCAGAUUCCACUGCAUCUCAUUUUUUCAUUGCAGCUAAAAAGUUCCUUCUGGAUGGAAAGCGUGUCACUUUUGGGAAGGUAAGUAGAGGAACAGACAUUGAUUUGACUUAUUGGCAUGUUGCUAGUGAGGGUAUUAUCUCACUCAAGGUGUCAUCAUGGAUUGUGGGGGAUGUCCUGAGGGGGGAGACAUGGAAUAUAAAACUACUUCAAAGAUCUCAACUUAUCCUGACUGGUCAGCUCACCUGGACACAAAGCCAGAUGAUAUUUCUUGGGGGAUGGAGGUUGUACAUUCUUUUGAAUAUUUUGGAAUGAGCAGUACAGGAGGCUACAAGAUACGGCUCUUUGAAAACUGUAAAGCUUAAAAUUAGAUUUUUGUUUUGAGAAGGAAGAUAUUGCUGAAGAUUGAGCUCAUCACUGUGGAAGACUGCCUCAGAUGUUUACAAAUACUUCUACCUGUAAAUAGAGCCUUGGAGAUCUUGUUUUUCUUUCUAUUAAUGGCAUAAAGGAUGAAGAUGCUGUGGAGCCUAAUAUUAUUGAAAGAAGAGUGUUUUGUAACUAUUCAGAUGCAGAAAGAGAAGAAAUUGCAGGGAAGAUCUCAGUAAGAUUUGUGGCUGUCCAUUUAUUAUUAGUUUUGUGUUUUUUGUAUAUUUGUACACUUUGAAGAGCCAAAUUUCAUAGAAACUUCUGCCAUUCAAUAUUUAUUAGGUGAUAGAGAGGUCUUCUACAAAUGACCAGCUUUUUCUUGUGCAAGGAUUGAAAAAGAGGGGACACGUUGUUGCUGCAACUGGAAAUGGAACAAAUGAUGCUCCUGUGUACACAAGGUUUGACUGUUAUUCUUUUUCUUUUUGUUUAGCGGAAUAAUGCACUCCUAGUUUUGCUGUGUUUCUGCAUCAAUAGGUCUCGAUACGAUGAUGAUGAUUAUAUUAAUCUUUGCCACAAGGUACUUGCUUUCUACCUUGCUAUUUUUUUUUUUCCUUAAGAAAAAAAAAAUUCAGGCAGAUAUUGUUCUUUCAAUCCGUAUCCAGCAGAUAUCCUGGCUGCCUCAAGUCCUGCUUUCCUUCACCGUGCCUAGUAGGUUAUACAUCCUUCUGGUUCAAGGGUUUCUGUUGGCAGAUUUUGCUUUAGAAAACAUCAAUAUCUAUAAAGCCGCCAAAUUUCUUGAGAGGCAAGCUAGGAAGACUUAGCUUGAACUAAUUUUUGCUGUCAACAUAUUUAUUUUGUCACACAAAGGUUGUAAAAUUCUCUUACCGGGCAUAACUGGUUUGCUGGUUGGUUUUAUUGCAUAUGCAUCUGAAUUCAGUCAGCCUUAUGAUGCCUUGUACAAGGAUUUCUAAUUGCUUGACUACUUUCAGUUUUUCUUCUAUGAUUAAUCUGGUUAAUUCUCUU
Messenger RNA from Populus trichocarpa (black cottonwood), 3117 nucleotides. RefSeq names its product pentatricopeptide repeat-containing protein At2g36240. The record is from RefSeq and is a predicted model, not a curated record. Lineage: Eukaryota; Viridiplantae; Streptophyta; Magnoliopsida; Malpighiales; Salicaceae. The coding region runs from base 43 to 1515 and encodes 490 amino acids. Gene Ontology annotation, molecular function: protein binding. The transcript is spliced from 2 exons.